UGUUGGGAGGAAAGGAACCCCCCACUUUUGUCCCCCGCACUUGGCUUCGGGCUGGUCGCGGGGGCGGUGAUGACGACUCUCGGCGGGGCACGGGCCUCGGGAGCGCUCCCCGCAGGCCCCGGACGGGGAGGCAGAGGGGGCUCGGGCCGAACGCGGGCUCCGAAGCCGGGGCGGGGCGGGCAGUAGUAGGGUCUCCUCGGAAAACGAGAACUUUCCCGUCCCCCGGCGAUUAGAUGCAGGCAGGCACCGAUUGGCCGCUUUGUCCUCGUCGGUCACAGCACCCAGAGCACCCUCCCUAUGGGGAUCCAGCUAGACUUUGGGCUCCUUGAGUAUUUUCCAUUUUGUACUUUGGAAUAGCCCCUCACCGUAUCCAGCAUGAAGUAACCUUCUUAAUGAUUAUCCUCAGCAGGACAGGUGUGAGAGGUUUGCUGUCGUGUUACAAUCAUGGUGCAGAAAUACCAGUCACCAGUGAGGGUGUAUAAACACCCCUUUGAGUUAAUUAUGGCUGCCUACGAAAGGAGGUUCCCUACGUGUCCUUUGAUCCCGAUGUUUGUGGACAGUGACACCGUGAACGAGUUCAAGAGCGAAGACGGGGCCGUUCACAUUAUAGAACGGCGCUGCAAGCUGGACAUAGACGCACCAAGGCUGCUGAAAAAGAUUGCAGGAGUCGAUUAUGUUUAUUUUGUCCAAAAAAACUCACUGAAUUCUCGGGAACGUACUUUGCACAUCGAGGCCCAUAACGAAACGUUCUCCAACCGGGUCAUCAUCCACGAACAUUGCUGCUACACUGUUCACCCUGAAAACGAAGAUUGGACCUGUUUUGAACAGUCUGCAAGUUUAGAUAUUAAAUCUUUCUUUGGUUUCGAAAGUACAGUGGAAAAAAUUGCAAUGAAACAAUACACCAGCAACAUAAAAAAAGGGAAAGAAAUCAUUGAAUACUAUCUUCGUCAGCUGGAAGAAGAAGGCAUCACGUUCGUGCCCCGUUGGACUCCGCCUCCCAUAGCUUCCUCUUCAGAGACGACCUCGUCCUGCAAGAAACAGGCGGCGUCCUCGGCUGCUGUCGUCUCGGAUGCUGCCCAGGCGGAGGGGCUGGGCGGCGAGCCCCUCAGCAGCCCCAGCGGGCCGCCCGAGCCGGCGGCGGGGACCCCUGAAGACAAACUAGACGCAGACUACAUCAAGAGAUACCUGGGGGACUUGACCCCGCUGCAGGAGAGUUGCCUGAUCCGGCUUCGCCAGUGGCUCCAGGAAACCCACAAGGGCAAAAUUCCAAAGGACGAGCACAUUCUUCGGUUCUUACGUGCCCGGGACUUCAACAUCGACAAAGCCAGGGAGAUCAUGUGUCAGUCUUUGACUUGGCGGAAGCAGCACCAGGUGGACUACAUCCUCGAUACCUGGAGCCCCCCCCAGGUCCUCCAGGACUACUACGCCGGAGGCUGGCACCAUCACGACAAAGACGGCCGGCCGCUCUACGUGCUCAGGCUGGGGCAGAUGGACACCAAGGGUUUGGUGCGAGCGCUCGGCGAGGAGGCUUUGCUGCGAUACGUUCUCUCCAUAAACGAAGAAGGGCUGAGACGGUGUGAGGAAAACACAAAAGUCUUUGGUCGACCUAUCAGUUCGUGGACCUGCCUGGUGGACCUGGAGGGUCUGAACAUGCGCCACCUGUGGAGACCCGGCGUCAAGGCCUUGCUGCGCAUCAUAGAGGUGGUCGAGGCCAACUACCCCGAGACGCUCGGCCGCCUCCUCAUUCUUCGCGCCCCCAGGGUGUUUCCCGUCCUCUGGACGCUGGUUAGUCCAUUCAUCGAUGACAACACCAGAAGGAAAUUCCUGAUUUACGCAGGAAAUGACUACCAGGGUCCUGGCGGCCUGCUGGAUUACAUCGAUAAAGAGAUUAUUCCAGAUUUCCUGAGCGGGGAGUGCAUGUGUGAAGUGCCCGAGGGCGGACUGGUUCCCAAAUCUCUGUACAGGACCGCGGAGGAGCUGGAGAACGAAGACCUCAAGCUGUGCACCGAGACCAUCUACCAGUCUGCCAGCGUCUUCAAGGGAGCCCCGCACGAGAUCCUCAUUCAGAUUGUGGAUGCCUCUUCGGUGAUCACUUGGGAUUUUGACGUGUGCAAAGGGGACAUCGUCUUCAACAUCUACCACUCCAAGAGGUCGCCCCAGCCUCCCAAAAAGGACUCCCUGGGGGCGCACAGCAUCACUUCCCCGGGAGGGAACAACGUGCAGCUGAUAGACCGGGUCUGGCAGCCGGGCCGUGACUACAGCAUGGUCGAGUCCCCUCUGAUCUGCAAAGAAGGGGAGAGCGUGCAGGGCUCGCACGUGACGCGGUGGCCGGGCUUCUACAUCCUGCAGUGGAAGUUCCACAGCAUGCCGGCGUGUGCCGCCACCAACCUGCCCCGGGUGGACGACGUGCUGGCCUCGCUGCAGGUGUCGUCCCACAAGUGCAAAGUGAUGUACUACACCGAGGUGAUCGGGUCCGAGGACUUCCGGGGCUCCAUGACCAGCCUGGAGUCCAGCCACAGCGGGUUCUCGCAGCUGAGCGCCGCCACCACGUCCUCCAGCCAGUCUCACUGCGGCUCCAUGGUUUCCAGGUAGUGCCGCGACGCCCGUGCCCGGUGCGCGGAGGGGACAGCGCGCCUCCUCGGACGGCCCGCCGCGCUCCGCCCCCUGCCGGCGGCCGCGCUGUGCCGACCCGUCCCCUUGUAGGCAGCGGAUAGCUCUC
Molecule: messenger RNA, 2719 nt
Organism: Acinonyx jubatus (cheetah)
Lineage: Eukaryota; Metazoa; Chordata; Mammalia; Carnivora; Felidae
Gene: SEC14L1
Product: SEC14 like lipid binding 1
Exons: 18
Coding region: 445-2592 (715 amino acids)
Biological process (GO): negative regulation of RIG-I signaling pathway
Cellular component (GO): cytosol; cytoplasm
Molecular function (GO): RIG-I binding
Source: RefSeq, a predicted model, not a curated record